Molecule: messenger RNA, 3940 nt
Organism: Drosophila erecta
Lineage: Eukaryota; Metazoa; Arthropoda; Insecta; Diptera; Drosophilidae
Gene: Vinc
Product: vinculin
Exons: 6
Coding region: 382-3267 (961 amino acids)
Biological process (GO): cell adhesion
Molecular function (GO): actin filament binding
Source: RefSeq, a predicted model, not a curated record
UGCCACAGUUAGAAGAGCCAGAAUCUAGGCUUAUGACGCCCACUGUGCGCAGACUGGCUGAGUGCGCCAGCGUGUGUGUGUGCGCCCCCCAAUCGAAAUCUUUUUUUAGUAUUGAAAGAACAGUCGGGCAAGAAAGUUGGGGCGCAGCAAAUCGAGCCAGACAAAGUAAAUAACUAAGCAUCGGCAUACAUAUAGGCCAUAUUCCAUUCCGAUGAAUUAUCCGUAAACAAGUUGAUGAUUGAGCAGCAGCUAACAACAUUAGUGCGGCGUGUUUUUCUACAUUUACUCACUACAGAUCUGGCCCACGAGAAAGAGAGUGGAACGCAGCAACUCUGAGACAACCAAACUGAAAGCAGGAAGCAGACGAAAAGCGCAGCCAAAAUGCCCGUCUUUCACACAAAAACCAUCGAGAGCAUUCUAGAUCCUGUUGCCCAACAGGUAUCCCGUCUGGUGAUCCUGCACGAGGAGGCCGAGGAUGGCAACGCGAUGCCGGACCUCAGUCGGCCGGUGCAGGUGGUGUCGGCGGCGGUGGCCAAUCUCGUGAAGGUUGGUCGCGAGACAAUCAACAGCUCCGACGACAAGAUCCUGCGCCAGGACAUGCCCUCGGCACUGCACCGCGUGGAGGGUGCCUCGCAGCUGCUGGAGGAGGCGUCCGAUAUGCUCCGUUCCGACCCGUACUCGGGUCCGGCGCGCAAGAAGCUAAUCGAGGGGAGCCGCGGCAUCCUGCAGGGCACCUCCUCGCUGCUGCUCUGCUUUGACGAGAGCGAGGUGCGGAAGAUCAUCCAGGAGUGCAAGCGGGUCCUGGACUACUUGGCCGUGGCGGAGGUGAUAAACACCAUGGAACAGCUGGUGCAGUUCCUCAACGACCUAUCGCCCUGUCUGAGCAAGGUGCAUCGGGAGGUGGGCGCCCGCGAGAAGGAGCUGACCCACCAGGUGCACAGCGAGAUAUUGGUGCGGUGUUUGGAGCAAGUGAAGACCCUGGCCCCAAUCCUCAUCUGCAGCAUGAAGGUCUACAUCCACAUUGUGGAGCAACAGGGCCGGGGAGCUGAGGAAGCGGCUGAGAACAGGAACUACCUGGCCGCCAGGAUGAGCGACGAACUGCAGGAGAUCAUCCGCGUGCUACAGCUGACCACCUACGACGAGGACACCAGCGAGCUGGACAACCUCACCGUGUUGAAGAAGCUCUCUAAUGCGAUUUCCAACAAAAUGCAGCUGGCCAACGAGUGGCUCUCGAAUCCCUAUGCCCUGCGGGGCGGCGUGGGCGAGAAGGCUCUGCGCCAAGUGAUCGACAAUGCCACGGAGAUCUCAGAGCGCUGCCUGCCCCAGGACUCUUAUCCCAUCCGCAAGCUGGCCGAUGAGGUGACGGCCAUGGCCAACACCUUGUGCGAGCUGCGCCAGGAGGGCAAGGGCCAGAGUCCCCAGGCGGAGUCCCUGGCCAGGGGCAUCCGCGAUCGCCUGGGAGAGCUGCAAUCCCUGGUGCACCAGGCGGUGCUCGGCGUGGACAAGGCUGGAGUUCAGCAGACGGCUCACACCAUCCAGGGUCGAUUGGAGCAGGCAGUGAAGUGGCUGCAGCACCCGGAAAUCAACGACGGUGGCCUCGGAGAGAGGGCCAUCAAUCUGAUUGUGGAGGAGGGUCGCAAGGUGGCCGAGGGCUGCCCCGGCCACCAGAAGGCCGAGAUUCAGCAGCUGUGUGAUGAAGUGGAGCGCCUCAAGCGCCAGGCGGCCGGAACUGGCCCGGCGGCCAAGCAGGCGGCGAAGCUGCUCACCCAGAAGCUGUACGAGCUGAAGGCGGCCAUCCAGAACGCCCUGGUCAACCGCAUUGUGCAGGACUUCAUGGACGUGAGCACCCCGCUCAAACAGUUUACGGAGGCGGUGCUCCAGCCAGAGGGAACACCCGGACGGGAGCAGAACUUCAACCAGAAGUCGAACAACCUGCAGGCAUUCAGCGAUCGCGCCUCCAAGACCUCCAGAAUGGUGGCCGCCGGUGGAGCCUGCGGCAACAAGAAGAUCGCCGAGAUCCUGCUCUCCUCUGCCGCCCAGGUGGACUCCCUCACACCACAGCUAAUCAGCGCCGGUCGCAUCCGAAUGAACUACCCGGGCAGCAAGGCCGCGGACGAGCAUCUGCAGAACCUGAAGCAGCAAUACGCGGACACCGUGCUGCGCAUGCGCACCCUCUGCGACCAGGCCACGGACCCGGCGGACUUCAUCAAAACAUCCGAGGAGCACAUGCAGGUGUACGCCAAGCUCUGUGAGGAUGCUAUCCAUGCCCGUCAGCCGCAGAAGAUGGUGGACAACACCUCGAACAUUGCUCGCCUGAUCAAUCGGGUCUUGUUGGUAGCCAAACAGGAGGCGGAUAACUCGGAGGAUCCGGUGUUCACGGAGCGCUUGAAUGCCGCCGCCAACCGGUUGGAGCGUUCGCUGCCCGCCAUGGUUGGCGACGCCAAGCUGGUGGCCACCAACAUUGCCGAUCCGGCAGCAGCGGCCGCUUGGAAGAACUCCUUCCAGCGGCUCCUUGGCGAUGUGCGGGAGGUGCGAGAUGCCAUUGCGCCGCCGCAGCCACCACCACUGCCCACUUCCCUGCCGCCACCCAUUCCGGAGCUGAGCGCCCUGCAUCUAUCCAAUCAGAAUGCCGAGCGAGCACCUCCACGCCCACCACUGCCCAGGGAAGGCUUGGCGCCCGUCCGUCCGCCACCUCCAGAAACGGAUGAUGAGGACGAGGGCGUCUUCCGCACGAUGCCACAUGCCAAUCAGCCCAUCCUGAUCGCCGCCCGUGGCUUGCACCAGGAGGUGCGCCAGUGGUCGUCCAAGGACAACGAGAUCAUUGCGGCCGCCAAGCGCAUGGCGAUCCUGAUGGCCCGUCUCAGCGAGCUGGUGCUGUCCGACUCGAGGGGCAGCAAGCGGGAGCUGAUCGCCACGGCCAAGAAGAUUGCCGAGGCCUCCGAGGACGUGACCCGACUGGCCAAGGAGUUGGCCCGCCAGUGCACUGAUCGCCGCAUCCGCACCAACCUGCUCCAGGUGUGCGAACGCAUACCCACCAUCGGCACCCAGCUGAAAAUCCUGUCCACCGUGAAGGCCACGAUGCUGGGCGCCCAGGGAUCCGACGAGGAUCGCGAGGCCACCGAAAUGCUCGUGGGCAAUGCCCAGAACCUGAUGCAGAGUGUGAAGGAGACGGUGCGCGCCGCCGAGGGAGCCAGCAUCAAGAUCCGGUCGGACCAGACCAGCAAUCGCCUGCAGUGGGUGCGCCGACAGCCCUGGUACCAGUACUAGGCUAUUGUUAGUGCCUACUGGGAUGCUGGAGCCAGGCACCUGACCAUCUGCCCACCGCCCACGUGCCCGAAUGCCACUAGCCGCGUGCCUUGUGUAACAUACAAAGCUAAACACUAAUCUUAAUGAUUUCUAUUUUAAAUGUUAAUCCCUAAUCUGUUCCAUCUGAACGCCAGUUAUGUAAGUGCCUGCAAUUAUUUAUUAUGUGCUCCAAGAACUCGUGCUCAUGUCCCCGCCCAGUUCCGCCCCCUUGACCCCUUCCUCAGCACCCUUUGCCCUUGUCCCUCCCCCCACCCGAUCCUAUGCUGAUUUUGUUUCGAUAAUUUUAGUAAGCACAUUAAUUAUUAAGCGUGCAAUAAAGCGUGCAAAGCGAAAGCCACGGAAAAGAGAGAGGAACAGGAAAGCAAUAUGUACAUAAAGCAGUCAGAUUUAAGCGAAUGCAACGUAUAAAAUAAGAGACCAUUUGCAAUGGGCUUGCGCUCCAAGGAAUCUAAAUCGCCCCUUCAUCGUAUUUGUAGUGUACUAACAGAAGCAUUUAUCAAAGCCCUUGUUUGCGUUUCAGAGUCCAGUUUAUGUUCGAAAUCUAACUCACUAAAACAGCGACGGAUGCGCGAAGCCCACGUUUUAACCCAAAACGCUGUGUGUCAUGUUCAAUAUAUAAUAAAAUAAAGCUGAA